CUGAAGAAGUUGUUGAUUGGUGAUGGUGAUACUAGAGAGGAGGAUAUAGCGAGAGGGAUAAAGGGCACGUUUGAUGGGUUGUGCGGAGGUGCGUGGAGCUGUAUAGUGGGAUAUUCUUUCGGAUCGUUCAUAUCGCAUCUACCGAGUUGUUUCGUUUUCUUCUAUUGUAACAAUAUCGCGAUUUUGGUUUUUAGAACUGUUUAG
Molecule: messenger RNA, 204 nt
Organism: Anisakis simplex (herring worm)
Lineage: Eukaryota; Metazoa; Nematoda; Chromadorea; Rhabditida; Anisakidae
Source: the annotation of a GenBank genome assembly